Epinephelus lanceolatus (giant grouper) is the source of this 1996-nucleotide messenger RNA. NCBI's taxonomy places the organism in Eukaryota, Metazoa, Chordata, Actinopteri, Perciformes, Serranidae. The record is from RefSeq and is a predicted model, not a curated record.
GAUAUUAAAACUGGUGUAAUGUGCUCCCGCUCUCUGGUCCUCGUCAGCCCUCGUGCAGCUGAAUUCUGUAAUAAUUGUAGAUUUGAGAUACUCUUUUUGGGAAGACCAGAGAGCAGGGCAUUAAAAUAAUCUAACCUACAGGAGAUACAAGCAUGUAUCAACACCUCCAUGCUGGCCUGAGAGAGACAUGGGGGGACUCUGGCUAUUCUUCACAAGGGCCUUCAGGAAGCUUGGAGCUUGAGGGUUAUGGAAGUGUUACGGCUUCAAUGAGCACUCUCCAUUGCCAGUCCCUGGCAGCAUGUUGGGCCUCUCCCCACUCCAGUGACUGGACUAAACUUGACCCCGAAGUGAACUGUACAGAUGCUGAUGAGGCUCCAACUUACAGCCUACAGUCUGAAGCAGGAAACUUUGAAUGCAGUGUCUCUGGCUUGCGCUGGGUCUGUAAGGAAAAGGUCAGCUUUAAGUACCAGUUUUGCUCUUUGAGUGGACACUUGGCGAGGAUUGAAAGCAUGAAGUACAUGCCCGCAGGUCCCCUGAUGGACAUCACAGUCAUUGCUGGGAAGUUAGAUGUAGUGUACCUGCCACACUGGAUCUGCAUAGAUGACAAUCCAACAAUAUUAGACAAGUUUGCAGUCCUACACAUAGAUGACUGUGGAGAUGUCGUGGAAAAAGUGUCUGAGGUCACAUCGUCCCAUGUCAAGCUGUCUGACCCAGAUUUCUCUCUAUUAAUGGUCCUGUUGGACUGGUUGGGCCUUCCAGUGGAAAUAUACUGUAUGGUGUUAAUAUAUAGCAAGAUUCUCACAGCAUCAUCUCAAACAUCCCUCACACUCCAUGUUUACCUGAUCCCAUCUGAUCUUGGUCUACAAGAGGAAUUAGAUUCAAGAGAAAAAUCCUAUGGAUUCAAGGGAAUCCGAAAGCCAAAACCAGAAAAGUCCCUCAAAAUGCAAACUUGGUUCACCUUAACGACAGAUCAGGAUGGUGCAGAGAUUUAUCCUGAAGGCGAGAAACCCCAGACAUUAAUGCUCAGAUAUAACAGCACAGGCCCAAACUUCUAUGAAGUGGUCGUUCAAAAUCCAGACAAAGACUUUAAGCUCAUGCUCACACCAGAAAAUGGGCAUCAACCAGUUUGGACCUGUAAAAUUCGAAAAGGUGAAUGGCAAAGCACUGGCCAUAUACAAGAGAAACACUCAGUGGACAAACACCAGGAAGCAGCAAUCACAGUGGCAGGAGAGAAGCUUCUGAAUAUGCUGAAAGAGUUGAAAAGUGAAGAGUUCAAAGAAUUCAAGUGGCGCCUCCCACGCAUCACAGAGAGCCAACGGGAGAACACUGACAGGGUAGACCUGGUGAAAUUCAUGCUGCAGACCUACAGCCAAGAGUCUGUGGAGGUGGCCAAAGAGGUUUUAAAGAAAAUUCCCAGGAAUGAUCUGGUGCAGCUGUUGUCAGACACCAGCUCAGGGUCAGAAGCUGCAGGAUCAUCAGCUUGAGCAUCUGGUGUGAACACCACAGAGGGAGAGAAACUCUGUGGAUGAACAUCUGUCUGCACUGAUCCAGAAAGUGAGCAGAGACACAUCGUCUGACUCUACACAACAUUUAAUACAUGCUGGCUGGAAUUCAUUCUCACCUUGAACUGAUAAAUUAUGACACAAACCAAAAUUGACAUCAUGAUAAACCUGUCGCAGAAAUGAGGCUGUAUUAAUCUCUGCAGCAACAGUGAUUUCUUCAGUAAUGUAAGGAUAUUGUGAUCUCUAGAAUCGAGGAGCACAAGAGGAAACAUGAGUUUUUUAUUCUUUUCAGUCAAACUGAUUUUUCCAAAGUUUUUAACAGAGAAGAGUAAAAUGAUUGUAAAUAUUUUUAAGGAUGAAAAUCUUAAAAUUCCAUUUGUAUGUGUUUUAAUAUUUACUGUAUAUAUUUUCUCAAAUCAUUUUUAUGUCUUAAAGCACUUUGCAAUUGCAAUUAGAAAUUGUGAUACUGUAACAAUAAAUAUGUAUUAAAAACA